CUUCCAUUCGACAAAACCUAUUUACCGGUGUUUCUACCAAUUGCAGGUCGGUUUGUGGUAAGAGCGGCUGUCAGCCAGGAAACGCCAUCGAAUUCCUUAGCAGCAGCGACCUAGGUAUCCGCUGCUCGUCCGCCCUCUACCAACUCCGAGCGACAGCCCCAAGCGAAGAUGCCCCCGAAGAAGAAAGGAGGCGGUCCGUCCAAGAAGUCCAUCGAGAAACAGAAGGAGAAGAUCGUGGAGGACAAGACUUUCGGUCUCAAAAACAAGAAGAAGAGCAAGAAUGUGCAAAAAUACAUCCAGGAGGUGACUAAGCAGGUCAAGGGCGGCAACACGCGUGCCGAUCGCAUUAAAGAGCAAGAAGCCAAGAGGAAGAAGGAUGCCAAGGCGGAGCAGGAAAACCUCAAAAGUCUCUUUGCUGCCGCCAUUACGCAGCCCAAGGUUCCACCCGGAACGGACCCCAAGUCGGUGCUCUGUGCCUUCUUCAAGGCCGGCGUGUGCACGAAGGGAAACCGCUGCAAGUUCUCACAUGACUUGAUGGUGGGCAAGAAGGCCGCUAAGAUCGACCUGUACACGGAUGCUCGUGCGGAGAAAGAAGCAGAUAAAAUGGACACAUGGGAUCAGGAGAAACUGGAGAAAGUGGUCAACGAGAAACACCACGAGAAGAACACAAAACAGACGGAAAUUGUGUGCAAACACUUCUUGGAUGCUAUCGAGAAGUCGCUGUACGGCUGGUUCUGGGUGUGCCCGAACGGAGGCGCGUCUUGCAAAUACCGUCACGCGCUUCCUCCUGGCUACGUAUUCAAGUCCAAAAAGGAUCGCGAACUUGAAAAGGGCAACAAGGUCGUGGAGAUCUCCAUCGAAGAAAUUAUUGAGCAGCAGCGCGCCAAGUUGGGCCCCAACGGCGGUACUCCUGUCACGGAAGAGACGCUUGCGAAGUGGAAGGCCGACAAGUUGGCUCGCAAGAAGGCUGAGGAGGCCAAGAAGCUGAAGGAACAGGCGAAGAGGACCGGUGGUCGUGGCAUCAUGAGUGGUCGCGCGCUGUUCACAUACGAUCCGUCGUUGUUCCGUGAUGACGCUGAUGCUGAUGACGAGGCUUACUCAGUCCACAGCGAGGAUGAGGACGAUGAUGAGGAGAAGGCUUCACCAGCCGUUGACGCGGCAGCAGCAGUCAUGGACAAGAGUCUGUAUCUGCAAGACGUGGACGACCUCGACUCAUUGAAGAAGUGAGCUCUGACUUGAAUCACCUUGAGGCGACACGGAAGAAUUAUGCGGUAUUCCUGUGCAAAGCGCUCGCUUUGGCCUCAUUAGCUCGGAUAUUCUAGCGUCGUGUCGAGGAUACCCCUGCAAGGCACCUGGAUAGAUGUGUGGUUUGCAACUCUUUUGUCCUAUAGCGGGCUGAGAAGAAGCGUAGAGAAUCGUGCCGGAAAGCAUGUAGACUGACGGGAAAUAUACGUCUGAGUUCCGAGGACGUUUCCAAGCAGCUCCAUCGUACGGUCCUUCUUCGCUAGCUAGUGCAUUGUCUCUUCUUCGUUGUCGUUGCCCUCGUCUUCGAGGCGUUCCCCUUGGCUCGUGUCUCCAAAGGUAAGGAUCGUUGAGCUGGCGUUCUUCAAACGUCCGACGAUGCGUUCAGCUCGCUACAAAAUGCAUUUGAGCACAACGAUAAUGUGUUAAGAGUACAGUAGCACACACUCUGUGGUACAGUAA
Phytophthora nicotianae INRA-310 is the source of this 1704-nucleotide messenger RNA. RefSeq lists its product as hypothetical. Gene Ontology annotation, biological process: cytoplasmic translation. Lineage: Eukaryota; Oomycota; Peronosporomycetes; Peronosporales; Peronosporaceae. Gene Ontology annotation, molecular function: mRNA binding; metal ion binding. The record is from RefSeq and is a predicted model, not a curated record. Bases 169 to 1227 code for a protein of 352 amino acids. Gene Ontology annotation, cellular component: cytosol. The transcript has 6 exons.